AUGAGAGUUCCAUCCUUUCUCUCCUCCAUCCCACGGCAAUGGCGCACACCAAAACUCGUCGUCGGCCUCUUCGUCUUCGAAAUCCCCUUGACCAUCGCUGCGCUUGCGCUAUUUGGUAUUGCCCAACCAGAUCUAUACCGCACCCGGUUUUGGCAAGAAGGAGCCGAUCAUGGAUGGAAUAGCAAUCCCAAUCAACUCAUAUACGCCAUUGCAAACUACAGACCCAUCAAGGCGCCUUUGCCAUGGAGACAAUUCACCACCAACUACAACGUAGUGAUCUCCGUCCUUUCCGUCUUCAUCCUCCUUUGCAAAGGGAUCAUGUUCAUCACAUCGGUCUUCCACCCUUUGGUAUCCCUCCUGGCCCACGCUGCACUCGUCAUCCUCUUUGCUAUUAGCAUCCACAACCAAGCAGGACCUGACAUGAGCGAUCCGGCGCAUCCUCAACCAGGGGCUCCUUGGUACAUUACCAGGAAGUGUGGGCCACCUGUCAGCUCAGAUCUCAUCGGAUAUUGCAAGCAGGCCAAGGCUGCCUUUGCCGUGACAAUCCUUAUGGUCGCGCUAUUCACGACCCAAAUGAUUCUCACCUUAAUCACCCUCUGGUCUAGCAGACAAUCCCGAUCAGCCCACGGCUCUAGAACCUCGGAUAAAGAGUCGGCUCAAGCGCCGUGGGAGAUGAUGGAGGCGCGAAGGACGCCUGGGACCGCGGGAGGUCUGAAGAGCCCCACUACUCCGAGAACCACGGCCUUUAAUACCUUGUCUGGCAAUGGGAAGGCUCCCGUAAGGCAAGGGAACCAAGGGAUACCCCUAAGACACCAUAUCGGCAUGGGCGAAGAGACGUAUCAAGGUCCCAGUAGGAGACAUACGGGUCUGCAGAUUGUGAUGACGGGCACCAUGAUCAAUCUCUUGUUCAAGUAUGCCUCGAUAUCGGCAGCAGUUUUCGUCGGUCUUUACGCUGGUCUUCUAGGACUUCUCACCACGUCUUCCUUCCAAGCCCAUGUAGUCUAUCUCCAUAAAAUCCAGAUGACCUGGUUCAAAGAUCUCGACGUCCCUGAAACUUUUGGCUUUCUACGCAGCCAGACCACCCCGUUUUCGAUACAGUCUUCCACUGGCGGAACGCUGUACGCCUGGCAUGUUCUGCCCAUCGAGUUGUAUCGUCAGCACGAGUCCGCUCUGGUGGCGGAACCCUCUGGCUUCGCCUCGGAUAUCACAUCCCGCCUUGCUUUCAAGUUACUGCGCGAUGACCAUGAUGCUCGAUUGAUCAUUCACAUGCACGGAGCCGGAGGUACUGUCGGGUCAGGCUACAGAGUCCCCAAUUAUCGCGCGCUGUCGGCGGGGCAGCCCAAAACGAUUCACGUCUUGACAUUCGACUAUCGAGGUUUUGGACGCAGUCGCGGCACGCCAUCCGAGCGUGGACUUUGCCUUGAUGCUAUCGCGGUGGUCGACUGGGCGACAAAUGUAGCCGGCAUUCCACCGUCCCGGAUCCUCAUCUUUAGCCAAUCUCUAGGCACUGCUGUGAGCCUUGCUGUUUCCAAGCACUUUGCCUUGCAAUCUCCCCCCGUAAUGUUUGCAGGCUCCAUCCUAGUCGCACCGUUUGUCGACAUGGCGACGCUCGUGGCAACGUAUCGUAUUGCAGGCUUCAUCCCCAUUCUGUCACCGCUGACAAGGUUUCCGCUGUUGUUCAACUACCUCAGCACCUUCAUACAGGACAAAUGGUUGAGCAAGCACCGUAUUGCAGAAUAUAUACGGGCCAGUGAAGCUAAUGGACAGAAAUAUCGGCUGACUCUGAUCCAUGCCGAGGAUGAUCAUGAUAUCCCGUGGAGUCACACCAAAGUGGUCUUCUGGCACGCCGUCAAUGCUACGUUGCCCCGAGGGAUCACCUACGACCAACUUGAUGGUGUGAAAAAGAAGUCAAAAUCGGAUCUGGGCGCUGCAGGGUCAAUUAUGGAAUGGCGAACGAAGAACGGCGUCAUCAGAGAGGAGAUAUUAAAGACGGGCCUACACGAUGUUGUCAUGGGCAGCCCGGUAGUCACCAUGGCCGUCAUGCGUAUCUUUGAAGAAAGGAGAUCACAAGUAACAAGUAACAACGCAAUCUAUAAAGAAAGGAAUCUUCCUCUAUAUGACAGAUCUUGA
Molecule: messenger RNA, 2130 nt
Organism: Letharia lupina
Lineage: Eukaryota; Fungi; Ascomycota; Lecanoromycetes; Lecanorales; Parmeliaceae
Exons: 4
Coding region: 1-2130 (709 amino acids)
Source: RefSeq, a predicted model, not a curated record